UCAAGCCCCACCGAAAGCCCCGGACCCGUCGCGGAGCCUGGGCUGGCGGGGGAUGAGGCUGAGCGACUCCUCCUAGAGGUGGUUAUGUGGAGAAGGAGCAAUCCCUUCUCCCUCCUCCUCCUCCCCCCGCUACUAUCCGCGGCCCGGAGAACUGCCGCUUGCCGCCAUUGACACGCACAGAUAGAACCCAAAGAAAGGCAAAGAGUCCUGCCCGGCACCGGCGCCGCGCGGGCCGAACCUGCGCCCGGGGAGCGGCGCGCAGAGGGCACCGGGCGCCCCGAGCAGGCGGCGCAGCACCAGCAUUGACUUAGUGCCAGGAGGCCACCGUGUCAGCAAGCUGAGAGGGAAACUGAGGCAAGAUGUCGGGCCGGAGCGGGAAGAAGAAAAUGUCCAAGCUGUCACGUUCAGCCAGGGCUGGGGUCAUCUUCCCAGUGGGGAGGCUGAUGCGUUACCUGAAGAAAGGGACGUUCAAGUACCGAAUCAGCGUGGGUGCUCCCGUCUACAUGGCCGCAGUCAUCGAAUACCUGGCAGGUGACAGAGACAAGACAGUGAUGGUCCAAGAUGCAAAAUUAUAUUCAACUGCUCAGAAGCUUAAAACUGGGAGGCUCCUUGACCCCUCCCACCCAUCUGGAAAAAGGGCGGAAAUUCUAGAAUUGGCUGGGAAUGCCGCAAGGGACAACAAGAAGGCCCGGAUAGCCCCAAGACACAUCCUGCUGGCAGUUGCCAAUGAUGAAGAACUCAAUCAGCUGCUAAAAGGAGUGACCAUUGCCAGCGGGGGCGUCCUGCCCAGAAUUCACCCUGAACUGCUGGCCAAAAAGCGAGGGACCAAAGGCAAGUCGGAAACUAUUCUCUCCCCUCCCCCAGAGAAGAGAGGAAGGAAGGCCACGUCGGGCAAGAAGGGGGGCAAGAAAUCCAAGGCUGCCAAACCACGGACGUCCAAAAAGUCCAAACCAAAGGACAGCGAUAAAGAAGGAACUUCAAAUUCCACCUCUGAAGAUGGGCCAGGGGAUGGAUUCACCAUCUUGUCUUCUAAGAGCCUUGUUCUAGGGCAGAAGCUGUCCUUGACCCAGAGUGACAUCAGCCAUAUUGGCUCCAUGAGAGUGGAGGGCAUUGUCCACCCAACCACAGCCGAAAUUGACCUCAAGGAAGAUAUAGGUAAGGCCUUGGAAAAGGCUGGGGGGAAGGAGUUCUUGGAAACGGUAAAGGAGCUUCGCAAGUCCCAGGGCCCUUUGGAAGUUGCUGAAGCUGCCGUCAGCCAGUCCAGCGGACUUGCAGCCAAAUUUGUCAUCCACUGUCACAUCCCUCAGUGGGGUUCCGACAAAUGUGAAGAACAGCUUGAAGAGACCAUCAAAAACUGCCUGUCAGCGGCAGAGGACAAGAAGCUGAAGUCAGUGGCGUUCCCGCCCUUCCCCAGCGGCAGAAACUGCUUCCCCAAACAGACGGCAGCCCAGGUGACCCUCAAAGCCAUCUCGGCCCACUUUGACGACUCGAGUGCAUCCUCGCUGAAGAAUGUCUACUUCCUGCUCUUCGACAGCGAGAGCAUCGGCAUCUACGUGCAGGAGAUGGCCAAACUCGAUGCCAAGUAGCCGCCCCACACCCGCCCGGCGGGGCCACGCUUACCAACAGGAGUCAGGAGCAUCAAAGUCGCAGGAGCCGGGUUUCAUUGCUUAAAAGGAGAGAGGAGGGGUGACGGCAGGGGAGCGGAGGGCAGCAGAAAGGGAAGUGGGUAGCAGAGGCUGCUGGAGCAGGUCCUGCCCACUGGAAGAGCCCUCUGCAUUUUAUACUCUCGUUAAAAAGAGCCUCAGUCCAUAAUUAACCAGGUCUCCACGAGGGGUUUCUUUCCAUGUGUUUUCUUCCUGUUGUUUUAGAAAUUUUUUAAAAAACAGACUUCGUUUUAGAUUUAUAGCAUUGACUUUUACACACACACAAAAAUCCUCUCGAAAUUCUUACAAUCUUCUGUUUCUCCUUUUUGCAAGGAAAGAGGGCAGAAAAGUGAGUCGGGCUUUUUGGCUGUCUGUGUUCAGUGAUGGAGAAAAUCAGAAAGGCAUCUCACUGGUGCUUUUCUUUCCUGUUUCAGUGCCCCCACCCCUCCCCCUGUAAUAUCUGUAACUACUCCCACAAAGGUUUUGCUUCAGGCUUUUUUUUUGGUUGUUGUUUUUUUAAGAAAAAGAAAAUGAAAAGAAAAAAUAAAAGAUCCAGUGUCUUUCUUA
Molecule: messenger RNA, 2210 nt
Organism: Camelus dromedarius (Arabian camel)
Lineage: Eukaryota; Metazoa; Chordata; Mammalia; Artiodactyla; Camelidae
Product: core histone macro-H2A.2
Exons: 10
Coding region: 360-1586 (408 amino acids)
Biological process (GO): nucleosome assembly; heterochromatin formation
Cellular component (GO): nucleosome; chromatin
Molecular function (GO): structural constituent of chromatin; DNA binding; protein heterodimerization activity
Source: RefSeq, a predicted model, not a curated record